CACGGCUCGGCAGGGCAGGGCCCCCCGGCGCCCCCCGCACCCUCCCGGGCUGUAGGGAGGGCGCUCCGGCUCCUGCCCCCGGCGGCGCUGCCCGGGGUCGUGCGCGAGCUGCCUUUUUUGCAAGGGGCUGAAUUUUUUUCAACCAGUUUGUGUCGCCUGUCAAGAAUUUUCAUGUGACUCUCGGAAACCUGCUGCAAAGUCGUCCCUUUUUGCUAUUCAACCCCGUUUUCUUCUCCCUUUAGCAGGUUGAAGUUCAUGAGUUCGCCCAGCCUCAGUGAUCUGGGCAAGAGAGAGCAGGCAGCCUUGGAUGAGCGGGGGACCCAGCAGCGCCGGGCCUGCUCCAACGCCACCUGGAACAGCAUCCACAAUGGAGUAAUAGCAGUGUUCCAGCGCAAGGGUCUCCCAGACCAUGAACUCUACAACCUCAACGAAGGAGUCAGGCAAUUACUGAAAACAGAACUGGGAUCCUUUUUCACUGAAUAUCUGCAGAAUCAGCUGCUCACAAAAGGCAUGGUGAUCCUAAGGGACAAGAUCCGGUUUUAUGAAGGGCAGAAACUACUGGAUACCUUAGCUGAAACCUGGGAUUUUUUCUUCAGUGAUGUCCUGCCCAUGCUUCAGGCUAUUUUCUAUCCUGUGCAGGGGAAGGAGCCCUCGGUCCGGCAGCUGGCUCUGCUGCACUUCAGGAACAUCAUCACCCUCAACAUAAAGCUGGAAGAUGCAUUAUCCCGUUCCAGAGCCAGAGUCCCACCCUCCAUCAUUCAGAUGCUGUUAAUACUCCAGGGGGUUCACGAGUCAAAAGGUGUGACUGAAGAUUACUUGAAGCUGGAAUCCCUGAUCCAGAAGGUCGUGUCUCCUUACCUGGGCACGUACGGUCUGUACUCCAGCGACGGACCCUUCACACACUCUUCCUGCAUCCUGGAGAAGAGGUUCUUCAGGCGCUCCAAGUCGGGCGACGUCCUGGCCAAGAACCCCGUGGUGAGGUCCAAGAGCUACAACAACCCGCUGCUGACGCCCGUGGCCGAGUACGAGACGGAGGGCAUGGCCUCCAACGGCACCGGCAUCCGCAGGCACUCCGUGUCCGAAAUGACCUCCUGCCUCGAGCUCCAGGGCUACUCCAACCUCACCACCAUCAUGGACAACGGCUCCAAGAGCUCCGUGACGACCACGAAGAGCUCCCUGUCCGGGGAGCAGGAGCGGCCCAGCGCCGGGUCGGGGCAGUGCUCCGGCAAGCUGGGCACGGCCGAGCAGCAGAAAGGACUCUUCCACCCCAUGGACGACCCACACAGGUCUUUUGAGCUGGACAGAGACCCUUCCUUGAUUCCAGUUCCCUCUUCCAGCCCCGAGAACAUAGUGGAUCAGAUUUUGGAGUCGAUCGACUCGGAUUCCGAAGGCAUUUUUAUCGAUUUCGGCCGGGGCUGUGCCAAUUCCUCGGCGUACAACGUGGACGUGAACAGGCAGAGCAUCAUGUGAAGGAGACUGGGAGACAAACCUUGGAUUUUAGUAUUAUGUAUGGAAGUUACUAACACUAGGAGUCAGACUGUGGGCCAGCUGUUUAUUCCAGGGCAGAACCUCUGCUGUGGGUCACCAGAGCUCUGCUGAAUUAAUGAAACCCAAGUUUGCAGCAGGCGGGAAUCUGCUGUGAGGGGGGGGAAACUCCGACCACUUCUCCCUCUCACUCUGCAGUCGGAUUUCCUAUUGUCUUUAUGAACUUGGGGCGUUCAGGAGCUGACAAGUGUCUGGUAAAAUGCUCUCAGUGCAGCUGGCAGUGUUUGUUCAGUAAAACAGCCCAGCAAAUAGCUGUGCUCACUUCUAAUUUUCUAAAGAGAUUUCCUGCAGACAACGGGUUGUUCUCUGAACUGUAGCACCUCAGCCAGGGUAAAAACGUAUCCUUUAAAAAAAAAAAAAGAAAACCAACCAACCAAACCCCAGAGGCUGUGGGCCUUUAUACCACAGAAUACAGUGAUAAAGUCUCUUUUAAUCUUUCUCUUGUACAUCUUGUAUGCACUCCUUGGCCUGAUGGUGAGUGAGAGUUCUUGAAGAAAGGCAAAUAAACAGAAAUGUGCUUCCUGAUGU
Molecule: messenger RNA, 2073 nt
Organism: Corapipo altera (White-ruffed manakin)
Lineage: Eukaryota; Metazoa; Chordata; Aves; Passeriformes; Pipridae
Gene: PRR5
Product: proline rich 5
Exons: 10
Coding region: 256-1470 (404 amino acids)
Biological process (GO): TORC2 signaling
Cellular component (GO): TORC2 complex
Source: RefSeq, a predicted model, not a curated record